Molecule: messenger RNA, 1506 nt
Organism: Trichoderma reesei QM6a
Lineage: Eukaryota; Fungi; Ascomycota; Sordariomycetes; Hypocreales; Hypocreaceae
Exons: 3
Coding region: 1-1506 (501 amino acids)
Source: RefSeq, a predicted model, not a curated record
AUGGCGCUGAUCAACCCAGCAGAAGCAUCGCAGCCCCUAGAUCACACCGACGAAGAACCAAUCCCUCUCAAAACUCGCAGAAUUCACACCUUUUUUGAACCCCUCUUAUUACUCGUAGCCCUUGUCGACGCCGUCCGAAACACGGCCGGGCCACGGCCCCCCGAGCCAGAGACUGACGUUCAGGAUCCCACACAGCUCUUCUGCGCCUUCGUCAACAAGCUGGGCCACGUGUGCGACAGAGAAAAGGGCGGCAAGACUGUCACUUCAUUUAUCGUCCUUCGUGACGGAGCCGAUCCUCAGCAGGCUCACUAUGUCUUUGCCAUGAAUAAGCAGAGCGAUGACCAGCUGCAGAGCACGAGGACGUAUGUCAGGACGCUUCUCCGCAAGGUUGGCCAAGCGCCCGAAGGUCAGCAAAACCAGCAUGAUGCCAGACGUUGGCUGUUGUUCCACAUCUUGCGGUUCAAUCGGCCCCGGGUCAUGAUUUACCUGAAGAAGCUUCGGGCCCAGGCUGCAUCUUGCCUUGAGAAAUGCCAGGCUGAUGCGACGGAAGAGAACAAUAUGAUUGCGGAACAGUUGAUGGACAUUCUUGAUAUCCCCGAAACUGAGACUGACCUUGUUUGUACCCAAGAUAUCAACAAGUGCGAAGCAACGAUGCAGCUUCUCUUUCGCAUAGAUCGCUCUCCAGCAGGCAAACUCAUAGAGGACCGCGCCCUAGAAGAUCGCAUGGUCGGAUACAACAGCAUGGAAUGCUGGUCCAAGCUCCUCCACAUGAUACGGCGCAUCCUCGCCUAUCAGCAGUCCGUCCAGUUCUUCCUGCGAGCCAAGGAGAAGUGGCCCAGCCUCUUCCAGAACCCAACCGUCGACUUCCUCGCGUCCAGCCGGCCGGUGCCGAAGCCGAUCCGGAACAAGAGCCUCUUUGCCGAGAACAUCGUCGGCCGCAUGACGAGCGACCAAGAGGUGAUGAGGGUCUUCAGGCAGUUUACGCAGGAUCUUCAGGCCUUUGAUUUGGACAAACGUCUCGAGCAAGAGUAUAAGAGAGAGACAUUCAAGCCGACUGUCCAUGCCGAGGUGCUCCUGCUGGACUGGGUCUGGAAGCAGAGCAAGAUUGCACCCGUGAGCUUCUUCAACGGCUGCAAGUACAUUGGCAGCAGCAAGCCAACGUGUAAGCUGUGCGACUAUUACUUCCAAGGUCACAGGUUGAACAUUGGGCAUCGCAUGUCGCAUGGGAACCUUUAUUCCAGCUGGCGCGUCCCUGACGUGUUUCCAUCCCAAGGCGAGGCGGCGUUGCACGACAGACAGGUCAUGUUGAACGGACUCCUGGAGAGGGUCCGCAAGGAGGCGUUUGACCUUGUCAGCAAAAAGGCCGUGCCGAGCGUCAAGGUGGAUGAUUCCCUGACUGCCUCGGCUCGGAUGACGCUGUGGGAGGUUCGGUCUCUGCACGGCUCCAAUACCGAGGUUGACGUUGAUGAUAUUGCAUCGAUGCUGGGAGAGGUCGAUCUCAGCUAA